This is a messenger RNA of Haliotis rubra (blacklip abalone), 2527 nucleotides long. Its product is annotated as eppin-like. The coding region runs from base 137 to 592 and encodes 151 amino acids. Lineage: Eukaryota; Metazoa; Mollusca; Gastropoda; Lepetellida; Haliotidae. The transcript has 5 exons. The record is from RefSeq and is a predicted model, not a curated record. Gene Ontology annotation, molecular function: serine-type endopeptidase inhibitor activity.
AAGUUAAACCGUGAGAGGGCGCCGCUAUUUUAUGACGUCGAUGACGUAACAACCACAAUCCUACUCCUCUCUCGGACAUAUACUACCAGCUGGAGUACCUCAGUUCCCACUCAUUAUUGACACGAAUGCUUCCAGGAUGAAAACACAUGCCGGGUUGUAUGGAUGCCUCAUGGCGUGUAUCCUGGUGUCAGUGGCGAGUCAAAGGGCCCAGGAACCGUCGGAGCCAGGUCUCGCACGGUCAGGGCAUCCAUCUGCACUUUUGUGUAACGAAAUGUGUCAACACAAAGCAGUUGUCGACAAGUGCCAGUGUUCGCCCAAUGACGUGUUACCUCCAAAUCCUUGUGAGAACAAAAAGUGUCGAUUUGGCACACGAUGUACCGUCUUCGGGAAAAGGCCUGUUUGUCUCCCAAUGCCCAAGGCGUGCUUGCACCCCCAGAUGAGAGGUCUUUGCACGGGCCAAAUCAUCCGCUACUACUUCAACCACAGAUCCGGCCUCUGCGAACCUUUUGUCUACGGAGGCUGCAGCCCUAACGCCAAUAACUUCAGGACUCUGCGGCUAUGUCAAAAAAUGUGCAUGAUCAUUCAAGGCUAAAGGUGAACUACAGAAGGCACCGGCAUUUGGGACAUCAUCAUAGCAUCAUUAUCAUCUUCAUCAUUCUCACUACCCUAUGUUAUUUUAACAUUGAUGAAGCUCUGGCAACAGAACAAAUAUAUUUAAGGUCAUCAAACAUUCACCUUUCCUUUAUUUUACGUUGCUGCAAAUAUUAAAUCAAACUAGUUAGAGACGUUAUGUGCAAAUGUAUAGCUAAUUUAUAGGAGCUAAUGAUGUGGGAUAGUGAGGUCCCUUAUGAAAAGGCUGAUAUAUUUACCAUAGUUAAUUAAGAUAACUUGAUAACUGAGGUUCUUUAAAACGAAUGCAAAGCAAAAAUCACAGCUGUGGAAAUAAAUGACACGAAAUGAAAAUCAAGCCUUUGCUCAACACUCAGAGUGUUUCUCUCUUAUCUGAAACAAUAACCUUUAUCAUUGUUGAAAUAUUUGGUGCCUAUGCUAAGCGUGCAAGGCUAAAACGCCUUAAAUGAUGGCCCAGGGACUCGAAAGAUAUGCAAAACUUUAAACGUCUAUAUGUUGCGUGCCAGAAACGGUUUUGGUUCGAAUCCCGGAUCGGGAUUCUUUUUUAGGAUGUCAGCACCGUGCCCAUGCCAGUUUCGCCGAAGGGAUAUCGUUUAGGACUUGCAUCACCUUCUACCAGCAUGACGCUAACACACUUUAAAUAACUGAAAUAUUGUUCAAAUCGACUCAUUCAAAGGAGGAUCUGUUUCCAGUCUUCAUCAACAGACGCAAAAAAACAGUUCUAAAAUGUCAGAUGUUGUAAUUAUGACCCAGCAUAAAGAAGCGCAAUAUUAGACCAGGAUCUGCUGGAUAUAAAUGAGGAAUAAUAGUUGAGCGCGGUAUGUAUGUUAGCAUCGUGGAAUUAUUCAGUUACAUCAUGGGAUGUACAUAUUAGUAAGAAACAGCGAGAAAACUCUUUCCAUAUUCAUUAGAGAUAUCUUCCCAAAUCAGUGUCGACUGUACGAUUUUGGCUGCGUCAGAAACAUCACUGUUUAAUUGUGAUGAUAUGCAAAUCCUGCGCAGCUGGUACCACCUGUAAACUUGAGCAUCUUAAGCCAAAAAGGUACAAAUAAAAUUACUGACUGAUUGAGUUUGGUUUUACGCCGCUUUUAGCAAUAUUCCAGCAACAUCACGGCGGGGGACACGAGAAAUGGGCUUCACACAUUGUACCCAUGUGGGGAUUCGAACCCGGGUCUUCGGCGUGACUAGCCAACGCUUUAACCACUAGGCUACCCCACCGCCCUACAAGUAAAAUUAGGGAAGAUGAUAUCAUAUUAUAUCAUUUUUGUCAUUGACGCGUUAAGUUUGGAAUGUCCUCGACAUGUCUACCAUUAAACAUUUUGGAAGCUAUACUAGGGCCUUGAAUUUUGUAAAGUUUGAGCAAAAGUGGUAUGACAAUAGUUUAAACUUCUGUGAAAAGGGCUUGCGAGAAUGUAUCUCAAAGUUGUCUGAAUAAUGCAUGGUGCUCCAACAUAUCUGUUAUAUGAAAUAUCUCGGUGAACUUUUAACCUCGUGGGUUCGUUGGAAUUUGUUUUAAAGGAUGUUUAGAGUGUUUUGUUGACACACCUGAUUGUUGGUUCGAGUACGAAAUUCGAUCUGAUUAUAUUUCUUUAUUUGUCAGCAGCAUACCAAUGCCCCCUAAGACUGUGCGCAUGCAUAACAUCGGGCUUUAGCCUCACACCAUCAUACGCCGUGAUAUCCAUAACUGAAAUGCUGUGUUACCAUCACUCAUUCACUUGAAUUAUUCAUGGUUUCAUUAAACAUAGACGUCAGUUUGACAUGUCUUCAAGUAACAGUGUAUAUACAUUUCUUAAUUUAUAAAGUGGGCACUGCAAGGUUAAACUUGUAUGCAACAGUGUAUCCAUGUACUGAUGAAAUAAAUGUGAUUUACUAUAACAAUAAAAUAUGUUUCAAAAUA